Salvelinus fontinalis (brook trout) is the source of this 2553-nucleotide messenger RNA. Its product is annotated as cytochrome P450 2F3-like. Gene Ontology annotation, biological process: xenobiotic metabolic process. Bases 100 to 1668 code for a protein of 522 amino acids. Gene Ontology annotation, molecular function: oxidoreductase activity, acting on paired donors, with incorporation or reduction of molecular oxygen, reduced flavin or flavoprotein as one donor, and incorporation of one atom of oxygen; heme binding; iron ion binding. The transcript has 2 exons. The record is from RefSeq and is a predicted model, not a curated record. Gene Ontology annotation, cellular component: cytoplasm; intracellular membrane-bounded organelle. NCBI's taxonomy places the organism in Eukaryota, Metazoa, Chordata, Actinopteri, Salmoniformes, Salmonidae.
AAGUUCAGUCCGGACUGAGCUCAGAGCAGUCAUGUGUCCCUGCGCCACCUUCCCAGGGAAGCAGAUACAACACCAAGAACAGCCCUCAUGACCACAUAGAUGGGUCAACAUGUGCUAGACAGCACCCAACUGGCUGAGGCGCAAACGUCCGAGAGGGGAACUCUGAGCAGGGCCCACGAGGCUGGAACAAUGGAGAUGUGUAGUAGCGUGGUGUUGGGAGGCCUGGUGUUGUUGCUUCUACUGUGGUUGUUCAGGCUGAGGAGACAGAGACAUGUCCAUCUACCCCCUGGACCCUGCGCCCUGCCGCUGCUAGGCAACCUGCAUCAGAUCGACAAACAGGCCCCCUUCAAGACCCUCACCAAGUGGAGUGGUGUGUAUGGGCCAGUGAUGACAGUGUAUCUUGGGCCCCAGCGAGCCGUGGUGCUGGUGGGGUACGAGGCAGUCAAGGAGGCUCUGGUGGACCAGGCUGAGGAUUUCACAGGACGAGCUCCUGUCCCCUUCCUGGUCCUAGUUACCAGGGGAUACGGCCUGGCCAUCAGUAAUGGGGAGCGUUGGCGCCAGCUGCGUCGUUUCACCCUGACCACGCUGAGAGACUUUGGGAUGGGCCGUAAGAGGAUGGAGGAGUGGGUACAGGAGGAGAGCCAACACCUCAUAGACAGUCUGGAUGCCACUAAAGCCGUGCCCUUCGAUCCUCAUCCAUUCCUGAGUCGCACCGUGUCCAACGUCAUCUGCUCCCUGGUGUUCGGCCAGCGCUUCGGCUAUGACGAUGACAACUUCCUGCACUUGCUCAACAUCCUCUCAGCUGUAUUGCGCUUUGGAAGCAGCCCCUGUGGACAGCUGUACAACAUCUUCCCCUGGCUGAUGGAACGCCUGCCUGGUCGACAGCAAGUCGUGUUCGGCCAGAUGGACGAGCUGAGAGGCUUUGUGAUGAAAAAGAUCCACGAGCACCAGGAGACCAUUGACCCAGGCAACCCUAGAGACUUCACAGACUCCUUCCUCACCAGACUCAACCAGGAGAAGGAUGUGUCCUCCUCUGAGUUCCAUUACGAGAACCUGGUGUCCACAGUGUUGGACCUCUUCCUUGCAGGAACAGAGACCACCAGCACCACUCUCAGAUACGCCUUCAUGCUGCUCCUCAAAUACCCCGACAUUCAGGAGCACAUUCAGCAGGAGAUCGACACAGUGAUUGGCCGACAGCGCGUCCCUCAGAUGGAGGACAGGAAGUACCUCCCCUUCACAGAAGCCGUCAUCCACGAGGUGCAGCGCUUCCUGGACAUCGCCCCAUUGAACCUCCCGCACUAUGCCACCAAGAAUAUCUCAUUCAGAGGGUACACUAUCCCUCAGGGCACCGUGAUCCUUCCAAUGCUGCACUCUGUUCUGAGAGACCAGGACCACUGGGCCACGCCCACAACCUUCAAUCCCAAUCACUUCCUUGAUCAGAACGGAAACUUCCAGAAGAACCCCGCCUUCUUGGCUUUCUCUGCAGGUAAGCGUGCCUGUGUGGGAGAGUCUCUGGCUCGUAUGGAGAUCUUUCUGUUCCUGGUGUCACUGCUGCAACAUUUCUCCUUCUCCUGCCCUGGAGGACCUGACAGCAUUGACCUCAGCCCAGAGUUCAGCAGUUUCACUAACGUGCCGCGUCACUACCAGCUCAUUGCUACACCCCGCUGACCAGGAGGGGAAUUGCAGCCGAACCACAGGAGGAGCACUCAGGAGGAGGAGGAGGAGUAGAGAUGAGGGAGGUAGGGACAGCACCAGGAGGUUGGUCUGAUGCCAUUUCAUAAGCUUGUUCCAGCCAUUACUAUUAUUAUGAGCCGUUCUCCCCUCAGCAGCCUCCACUGAGGGACGGGUGUCUGUUUUUUGUUUUGUUUUUCAUGACAAUGUGAUGCUUUGUGAUGCUUUGUGAUGCGUGUCCUUUAACAACGAAUGCUUGGAUUUUUCUGGUCAGUAUAGGUGGAUCAGGAGAAACUCAGGGUCCUGGAGGGAAGAGCGGGGAGGAGAUAUGCUGGGUGUACCAGACAGUAAUGUAAUGUACACUGAGGAUUCAGGCCCGUGUAAUUUGAUGAGAGUUGGAGGCCCAUUUCCCAGGCCGGCUGUCAGUCAGGAGAUCUAGGUACCAGUGUAUCUUUCAUUUUAUCAGUGUCUUUGUGUCUCAGCAACUAAGUCAAUGUGUAUGAGGCAGCACUGCUGCAAAAAAAGAUGGCUCUUAGAUGGCAAUCACCUCACUCUCUACCAACUCACCAGUGGAUACAGUUACUGUUAGAAGUUAUAGCAUCAUUAGACUUAUCGACAGAGAAAUUGAAUGAUCCUAGUCAAUAGUGCUGAGCAAUUAGUGCUUUUUGAGGUCAGUUCGGUUUCGGUUCCAUAAUUUAUUUUUAAAUCACAGCAAAAAAAUGUUUUAACAUUAAAUGCACUAUGCGAGUUGAAUGCUGUAACACAGAAUCAAACCAUUAAUAAAAGUCCCAUGAUGGUAGUGACGGCCCAUUACUGCUGAUCACUUAUUAACCAUCAUGUAUUCACAGUACUUUACUUUAAUAAAACAUUUGUUUUAUUUGA